AUGUCGUGGAAACUGCCUGCCACGGCGUACUUCCCGCGCACAGUGCCAUCGACGAAUGCACCUGUGCGUUCGCACAUCGCCACUCGCUCCAACGUGUGCGUCACGGCCGUGACACCGAAUAAUGUGAAUCAGGUUCGGCGUAUCAACGCAGCGCUCUUUCCAGCUACGGUCAAUGAAGAGAUGUACGACGGGGCCCUCAAAGACGAUACCAAUGCCCUCUUUCAGAUCGCCUUGUUCAACGACAUACCUGUCGGCGCCAUUUGUUGCCGCCUGGAAGAUGGAUCUGACGCUACGAAGUGUAAGGUGUAUGUCAUGACCAUUGGUGUGUUGGGGCCGUACAGGCGCCUGGGCCUCGCCACGGCCUUGAUCAAAUACAUCCUUGCUGCCGCGACGCCAGGAUCCCUUUUCGCAGGUCGUUCCGUCGAGUGUGUAUACCUGCAUGUGCAAACCAGCAACCAAGGAGCCCGUGCAUUUUAUGAACAACUCGGCUUCACCCUGACCGAAACGAUUCCUGCGUACUACACACACGCCGACCCUGCGAGUGCAUGGGUAUUUGAGAAACGGGCCAACUAA
Messenger RNA from Malassezia restricta, 573 nucleotides. Its product is annotated as N-alpha-acetyltransferase 50. Lineage: Eukaryota; Fungi; Basidiomycota; Malasseziomycetes; Malasseziales; Malasseziaceae. Gene Ontology annotation, cellular component: NatA complex. Gene Ontology annotation, biological process: mitotic sister chromatid cohesion. The transcript has a single exon. The coding region runs from base 1 to 573 and encodes 190 amino acids. Gene Ontology annotation, molecular function: acyltransferase activity, transferring groups other than amino-acyl groups. The record is from RefSeq and is a predicted model, not a curated record.